AUGACACUGGCGAACUAUUUCCUUUUCGUUUCGAUAUUUCUUGAUAUCUGCAGUUUGAAAUUAGCCGCAGACUGUCAGAGAGGAUGCGAACAAAGCAGAGGAAGUAUUGGUAAAACGGGAAUGAAAAAUCUGGCUAUGCAAGGACACAGCUUUAGAAAUUACACGCUGUCGAAACCGUAUGACUGUCAUGUAAAAUGCUUUGAGGAGAAAUGUAAAUGCCAAGCGUACCAAAUAAGGGAAAAUCGAUGCGAGUUGCUUGAUGAAGACAGAUUUUCUGCUCCUGAAGACUUUCUCAAGGAAAAAGGAUACACGUAUUAUGAUAUGAAUAGAGAAUACGUCAAUCAGGUAACCAGUGAAAUCUAAUGUCGAAUGUCUCCGGCUUUGCCAAAGAUAGGCAUUGAUUUCUUUUGAGAUUUUAAGGUACACACAUGCGUACGAGGUUCCAGAACACCCUUCCACAAAAUUCCUGGCGUGAGAUUGUAAGUUAGUAUUUUAGGAACUUUUUGAUAUUUUUGUUUCAUCGAAAUUUUAGUCUAUGAUAGAGGAAUGUAUAUUGGUCAUAUCAUGACUGCCGCUUAAAAUUAAAGCUAGCUAAGCGUGUGUGCGCUAAUUUUAGAAAGUCGAUAAUGGCGUGACCUUGUAAAUUAGUGUUUUAGUCUUUUUGCGUUCGAGUAACGACAACGCAACCCCUAAUUUGUGUUGGGUGUUCUGUGCAUUAUUGAGUGCCCUCUGCAAUUAAUAAGAGAAGUUUUUUCGAGAUUGCGUUUGUCGUAGUCGUCGACACUCAUUUGCCUCGCUUUGAGGCGCUUGCUUACGUCUUGCCUCACUUUGACGAACUAACUCACGUGGUGAUUCGUGCGUCCUUCUUUUAUUCUGUCUUCGUAAAGCGUUCAUCUUUCAAAAGUUUGCUGAAUCUUCGUAAAGCGUACAUAUUUCAAGUAAUAUAUCAAACAUGAGAUGCAGUGUUUCAUCACCAGAUGAAACACCGAGAAGAGAGUUGAAAAUACGACGCGCAGCGGAGUAUUUUUGACGAACUUCGAGGUGUUUCAUCCGGUGAAGAAACACUGUGUCGAAUGUUUGAUAUUUCUUCUCAAACAAAAUCAUUUUUGAAGGAGAAAUUAAGGAUGCAAAUACUAAGCAGUGUUUCAUCCGAUUUCCAAACACUCAUUAAACAUUAAUUUCCUUUAUAUUUUCUUAAUGAAUUAUUAAUGAGUUUGAGAAGAGUUUGCUGAAUGUCUACUAUCGAUCUGUGUUUGCUGAAUCUUUCAAAACGUUUAUCUUUCAAAAGUUUCGGCGGUCGUUUGUGCCACAAAGUAAAUCUGCCGAGUUGUGUAGCUCGGCGGCCGUUGUGCCACAAAGUAAAUCUCCCGGGAUGCGAAGCUCGGCGGCGCCAUUUGAUCAUGACUUGUGAUAUUUUCGGCACCGGACAAAGGAACAUUUUAGGCCUAUGUUAUUUAUUCCGAAAAACUUAUAAACAGCCCACAGUAGCUCCACUCAAGUCACUGAAAUCAACAUACUCGACCAAGCUACUGCACUUAUUGAGACGGACCAUACGAUAUCACUAGCCUUCAAGGUUUUUUCAUAAUGAUACACAGUUUAAAUAUAGGUUUCGCUGUAAACAAUCCUUACGUUUAAAAUCUGGUAUAAUCAAAUUAAAGCCCGGUUUCCACAUGAUCGUUCCCUGCUAGCAGAGGUCUCUCACGACGAGGCAACAGUGAGAGAAAGGAGAGAGACCUCUGCCGGCUUCCGACGCGUUGUUUGAUGAAGCCGCCGACCAGAUUUCUGGUCGAAACUUACCGGUUUUUAAAACCGGUUACGUUUAAUGUGUAAUGCGCUUGCCUUGUUAAACUGUACGCUGACAAUUAUUGAGCCCACAGUGAAUUAUGGCUUCCAUGAGAUCCGCGAGUUUCCAAAUUUCUCACUUUGAUCAAGCCAUAAAAUCAUCCCUUUCUAAGCUUGGCGACAAACGUAUUUAUAAAAGAAAUAACUUCCCUACAAAGAAAAGUCUUACUUGGUUUCCUAAUAAUAGAAUAAUAAUAAUAAUAAUAAUAAUAAUAGAAUAAUAAAAGAGCAAAAUCGCUGGGAGAUAUCCUCGUUAGAGCAAAACUAUAAGGUCACGUAUCACACUAUCACGAGCUUAUUAGUCGUGUUUGGCCUGUCAACACCUUUCACCUUUAAAAUCUAAACCACACAAAAGGCAUCUAACGUCUUUUCCAGACCCAACUGGUUUAAUGGGCGUCCGAGGCGACGCGCUUUCCCCAAAUUUGCGAGACUGUGGAGUUCUCGGCAUCGUUUCACGUUGCGAAGAAUUCUCCACAACAUAUACCCCCGCCUUCAGCUGAAGUUUCGCGGGCAAACCGGUUCUGUGGGUUGUGUCGCACGUGAGAAAAACGUCACUGGUUGUUAAGGAAACGCCAGCGCAUGCGUGAUAGGAAAGGCGUCGGAAGCCGGCAGAGGUCUCUCUCCUUUCUCUCAUUUUUGCCUCGUCUUGAGAGACCUCUGCUAGCAGGGAAACAUGAUCGCUACCAUCGCUGUGAUCGCUGCGAUCGCUAAGAAAAAAAACUUCAGCGAUCGCAGCGAUCAGUUCCGAUUACUCCAAGUAAUAUUUUUAUUUAAAUUUUAGUCUAUGAUAGUGGAAUGUAAAUUCGUCACAUGUUAAUAAAGAUUUUUAUUAUAAGAUAGACAGAGAGACUGUCGAGAUUAUACUUAAUCAGAGGACUAUAAUGAUUGCAUUUCGGCUUUAUUCAUUAUUACCUCGUCAUGUUUAUAAAACAGGUUCCAAUCUUUAGAUAGAAAUGCACUAUUUUGGAAGGUUGAAGUUUUGAAAAGGAGGUUAAAAUGCUUUUCAGUUUUCAAAUCUCGUGUUGCUUUUUAAGGAUGUGGUACUUCAAAAUCUUGUUCCUUAAUUUUCAGCACCCUCUUUUCUUGAGGGACCCCUUUAUGUCCCUCUUGAAAUUAAGAACUUUUGGGUACACUUCCCCUCAUGGUGCAGAUUGUUCGAAUCCUAAAAAUAUUGGAUGGAUGAACAAUAUCUGUAACUCACAAAAACACAACAAUGUGGAGGAAAAAAUAGCUUUCUGGAUUUUUCUUGUGCUUAACUCUCUGCGCGCCGAGCUCUUUACAAAAACAUUCCCAAAUUAAUGACAGUUUAUAAAGCAAGGUAGUUGAUUCAACAGAGUAUAUAUUUCGGCAUUUGUAUGAAGUUGGGCAAACCUAAAAGCGGAGCUUUCACCAAAAUUCAUAAGAAGGAAAUAUCUUUUAAAGCACAUUGUAAAAAAGAGAGGGUCUUGCAAAUAAUAAAUAGAGGAUAUUACAUGGUGGCGCGAAGAUAUGAAUUUUAUUUUCGAGUGGCAAAACAAUCUUUUACGAACGAGCGCACCGAGUGAGUAAAAUAUUGCUUUUUCCACGAGAAAAGAAAAUUCAUAUCUUCAAGCCACCGUUUAAUGUUCUUUUAUUAUAUAGACAAAAAGACAUCGAUAAAAUAAUAGAGGGAAAUGACGGAAAUUACGUCAACGAUAAACUUACGUGUGAGAUUAUGGAAAAUAAACCACUCGGGUCCCGGAUGUAGUUUUUGUGAAUUUUACGAGUGGUAUAUUUUCCAGUAAAACACUCGUGUCUAUAUAAUAAUAUAUAAAGAUUAUUCCUACAUGCACUUUUAACAUACUCUCCCGUUGUACGAUAGACAUUUGUGAACAAGGCUGAAAAAGAGAAACCAUGCAUCAACCAGUGCUGUGAUCAGAUUCCAUGCGUCCAUGGAGGCACCUGUACUGAGUCAUGUGAAGACGCUAAAAAUAAGUUCAACUGUACAUGCGCAGUGGGAUAUUACGGCAGAUUUUGUCAGAAAAGAAGAGCAACGUCUUGCAAAGAGCAACUACGGAAAAACAAAGGGAGCAAGUCCGGAGUGUAUCAACUAUUUGACCCAACGAAUAUGACCGUAUACGAAGUCUUCUGUGAUGCUGUCUCUGAAAAAGGGUUCAUUUGGACUUUGAUCGAAUCUUUCAGCCUUCGUAACAAUCAUGAAUUUAAGGACAAAGCAUUUUACAAAGACUAUCCAAAAAAUCAGGAAGCUUUUACAUGGGGCAAGUUUCGUCUGUCUUUGCCACGUAUGACAGCCACAGCAAACCGUUCAACGCACUUGCGAGCAACGUGCAACUUUAACACUGAAGGCCUUAAAUACAGAGAUUACUUAAGGGCCAAGUUGAAUGAUAUCGACGUUAUACGCUUGAAUUUCGACGGAUGUAAAAAAUACGAAUUUAUUAGCAUCCGAGGAUAUAACUGUAGCAACUGUACGGCUCAGUUCGUCCAAAGAGAUUAUUGGCAUGCGCAUACUGAUUCGUUUUGGGGUCCAAAGAUGGGGUGUCAGUUUACCAGCCAAUCCACAGGUGCAGUGAAUGCACGCAGAGGGGAGGAUAACUUCGGAUGGUAUGAAACAGUCAAUCGGGUUCACAGAUGUACAUCUAGUGAUGAUUCAACAACACAGUGGUGGCUUGGAGUUCGGCGUCACUAG
Molecule: messenger RNA, 4507 nt
Organism: Porites lobata
Lineage: Eukaryota; Metazoa; Cnidaria; Anthozoa; Scleractinia; Poritidae
Source: the annotation of a GenBank genome assembly